Molecule: messenger RNA, 3600 nt
Organism: Polypterus senegalus (gray bichir)
Lineage: Eukaryota; Metazoa; Chordata; Cladistia; Polypteriformes; Polypteridae
Exons: 4
Coding region: 160-477 (105 amino acids)
Source: RefSeq, a predicted model, not a curated record
GAGAGAGAGAGAGAGAGAGAGAGAGCGCUCGAGCCGCAUCUUGACUAACCGGCGCGCUCUUUCUCUCUCCGAAGCGAACAAAUCGCCGGCUUUUCGCGGAGCUCUAAAGCUAACCAGUCUUCAGGGAACAAGCUGACAAAGUGUCUUUCCUUUUACAGGAUGAAUGAGGUCCUCAACACAUGUGAGCCGGUCAUGGAAGCAGCUGCCACCUCAGAGGAACACGGGAUUUCCUUUCAGAUAUUCCCAGACACCCAUGAGCGCUAUCCCAAGCUGUCCAAACGCCUUCCCUCGAUAGUGGUGGAGCCAACAGAGAGCGGGGAGGUAGAGAGUGGGGAGCUGCGCUGGCCCCCUGACGAUGUGAGCUCUGCAGAAAACAAAAGUGGUGGAGACCAGAGCCACCCCAGAGAGACUAGAGCAGAUUGCACUGCCCAGCCUGAUGCAGGCAUAGAUCAGGGCCACCAAGAUGAAUCCAACUGAGGCGAGGAACGACCACUCGACUCUCACUGUGAAUGUCAGCUGGCAGGCGGCGUGGUACCACUCUCGUUUCCACGGAGCCCUGAAGCUUCUGCAGUGUUUCACAGACUGUGUCACAUAGCUCAUGUGUGCCAAACUUGGCGGUUAGCACGGAAAACGUGUGUGUAUCCUAGGACUCUGGGCUCUGCUUCCUUUUUGUUUCUGCGCCUUUUCCCUACCUCUCUGGUUUUUCUCUCUCUCUGUGUGGAGGACUUGGAGGAGCAGUUUAGGCACCUGGGGGGUGUUCAGUUAAAAACGCUUUUUCAACAUCUUAGCUCCACAGAGUAAGUAGACGGCAGGGUGGGAAGGCCAGUAAGGGGAAUCAAAAGCCUUUUUAAUCUGAGCCAGAUUUCCCCACAUUUGUGACCUGCUUAACAAAGGUUCAGUGUGAAUUGUGUCCCCCGCUUACCUUGGCACUGUGUCCACAUUCAUACAUUUUUGCAUGCCACUUGAGUUCCCUUAAUGCAGUUGCACUCUGUUAAAAAAAAACAAACUAGGAUUUAUGGUUCAAAAGUAACAGCUGGGGGUUUCCAGUAUUUUAUACCUUAAAAAAAAAAAAACACAUAUCCGUGCAUUUUACAAAUCCACUUAUUUCACUUCUGGGAUAAGGGGAGCAGGAGCCUGCCCUAGCACAACACAGGGUCCUGUGUUGAAUGGGAUGCCAUGCAUACUCACGCACACAUCCACAAAAGGCCAACCAACCACCAUUCAGCUCAUCAAGUACACAUUUGGGAUAUGGGAGGAAACUGGAACACAGGGAAAAUGUGCAGAUUCCACACAGACUUUGGGCAAAGACUCUGGUGCUUUCAGGCAGGGGUCGUAUUUUUCUAGAAUGAUGUUAAAAAAACAUACUUUCUUUUCUGUUGUGCCUUUUCAUACUGAAUACCAUGGCAGGGGCUUUACAGGCGUUGUUCAGUAGUUUGAAUGUGCACUGGAGGGGGCCGGAUAAGCACCAUUUGGGUUACACUCCUGCAGCUUAACCAGUAGGCCACACUGUAUAUGGUUAGGUAGGAGAUACAAUUUGAGUCAAUAUAGACAGUUAAUACAAAUGCACAUUAUCAUUGACUGGCUGCUGGGCCCACUUACCCCAGCAUAAUCACUCAGCAGUUACGAGCCCUAAGCUGCCUAACUAGAUACAAAUCAGCAUAAUGAAAUAACUAAGCCAACAGCCAUGCAGGUUUAAUCCCACUGUUGAUCUUCAUGUUGUGACUGAACCUGAGGCCUUGGGUUUUACUCCAUCGUAAGUUUUUAUUUUUGAGUUCUAUUAAGUCGGUGAUACGAUGCAUUCCAUUGAUUCAUCCAUCCAUUCUCCAGUUACUGAAUUUGUUUAAUCCACUUUCAGAUUUGUGGAGAGGUGAAGCCUUAUCACUAUCGGAAGCAAGCUAGAAACCAAGCAUGAAUGCAGUGCCAAUCCAUCACGGUGCACACUCGUUCAUACAGUGGCUAAUUUGGAACUGACAAUUUGUAUCUUUUUGGGAUGUGGUAGGAAAAAGAUGUGAGGAGAACAUGAAAUGCCACAAAGAUAUUCACUGGUGGGGAUUCACACCAGGUAUCUUUAGAGAGGCGAGUCAGUGGCACUAAGCAGUAUGCCCCUAUACUGACGUUAAGCCGAUUCCUGCUGCCUCGAAAUGCACCAUUUGUAGAAAUUCAGCAAGAGGUGCGGACUUGUGGUAAAAGCUUUCUACACAAGGUUGUCCUUUCAUGUCCCACUGCUGGCUCUUUGUGUGACCCUGAGCGAAAGCCCUUAAUCGGCGUAUACUAAAGCUUUAGGAACAUAGAAACGACAGUUUUAUAUUCUACCUGUGAGGCACCUCAGAAUGGUAUUCACUCUAGAAAGGCACUAUAUAAGAAAAAGAUUGGUGGUGUUAAAAGUUUACAUUUGUUUAUCAUGAUGUUUUUGGCCUCUACUAAAUUAUUACCAUAUCACACAAAGCACUUUUACCAUUUUUGAACCUUAGUUGACAGGUUUUUACUGUAAAUUUAACUUUUUUCCACAAACGAACCCUGCUUAAGUAAAUAACUACACCACCAUCACACGUUGACACGUUUUUAAUUAGAUUUUCUCAUCUUUAUUUUCAAAUUCUAGCUACAAGAGAAAUCCAUUUUUUGAAUGCCUGCCUCAGAACACUUAAACAAGUUAAACUCCCUCCUCCAUUAGACACAGUCUCUUCACCAGUCUUCUAAUUUUUAAGACAGAACAGUGAAGCACAAGCUUUUCUCCGUGGAGGCCUCACAAACGUGCAAUUUCUAAGCUCGCUGUACUGUGUGCGCAGUAGAUAUUCCCAAACAGGGUGCACAAGUUCACUGAGUUAACUUUGUUUUUCCUCCACCCUACAGAGAAAUGUUCAAAGUCAGGCAUUUCUGGAAUUGCUUAAAAAUGAACAAUCAGCUCUUCUGUGAGAGCAAAACCGCAAUAAUGAAAGAAUGAGUGGGCUGCCUUCCAGAGAUUUUUAUUUUUGUGUGUAAAUUUGCUCACUUUAAACCUUACAAAUAUGCCCCACCACCCCACUAAAAAAAAGCAAAAUGUCUUGCAUUAGUUGUUUCGAUCAAAGUUUUGCCAACUUCAUGAUGGCACCCUGCUACAGUGGGCCAGGCACAAUAAACCAAGACCACGCAGGCCACCAGGUUUCUCACCACCCGGUUGUUUGAGCAUUUUGGACGGCUCAAUGCCAGGUGCUCAGGAGUGGCUGGUCAGCACGUCUAGUUCCUCUCUUCUGCCCCAUACCCAUGAACCUACAGGGCCUUGUCUGCUUUCCAUGUGUCAUGUUUUAGUGAAAGUAUCCCAUUUGCAGAUUUCUCCCAGAUGUGUUUUUGUUUAAAUUUGUGCCUUCUGAUUCCAUUUUCUCUUUGUGUAGCUGUAAGUGAAUGAAACAAAACAAAAAAAAACAAACAAUAGAGUUUGCAUCCAAAGUUGGAUAUGUAUGAGUGGGAACUGUAGUGUGCUUUAUUUAGAGCUCUGGAGCUACUAAGGUACCGAAUGUCUAGUUUUCUGUUAAAAGGUAUUUGCAAACACUGCAAUUCAAUUUCCAUGUAUGUAAGGGAAGAAUAGAGCAUUUAUACUGUAUUAAAUCUGAGUGCUCAAUUAAA